Molecule: messenger RNA, 1135 nt
Organism: Prinia subflava (tawny-flanked prinia)
Lineage: Eukaryota; Metazoa; Chordata; Aves; Passeriformes; Cisticolidae
Exons: 3
Coding region: 1-1047 (348 amino acids)
Source: RefSeq, a predicted model, not a curated record
AUGGAAUAUUCACGAGACCGAGGAAAACCCCACGGAACCCACAGAGCCCCCGAGUUUUAUAAAGGAUUUGGGGAGUUUGGGCCACCGAAGUUCAGCACGGCGUGGAUAAAAUCCCGGCGGGUGCAGCACAAGGCAGGAACAGGACAGGGCAGGGGGUGGCACACAGAGCUCCAGCAGGGAGUGCAACACCUGCACCAAGCAGGAGGCAGAGGCAGCAUUUCCUGCACAGCAGCAGCAGCAGCAGGAGCAGCAGUGGCACAGAGCAGUGGCACGGAGCACCAGCGUGGUGCAGAUCGCCAAGGCAGCACCAGAGCUGGAUUCCCUAGCACAGGAGGAGCAGCACCAGCACAGCACAGGGCAGGAUAUCAGAGCCAGUUUUCCCUGGCACAGCAGAAACAGCACCAGCACAGGGCAGGAUGCCAGAGGCAGUUUAGUUUUCCCUGGCACAGUGGGACCAGCAGGAGCAGCACCAGCACAGCACAGAGCAGGAGGCCAGAGCUGCAUUCCCACAGCACCAGCGCAGAUCAGGAUGCCAGAGGCAGUUUAGUUUUCCCUGGCACAGCAGAAGCAGCAGGAGCAGCACUGGCACUGAACACCGGCACAGAGCAGCGCAGACCAGGAUGCCAGAGGCAGUUUAGAUUUCCCUGGCACAGCGGGAGCAGCACCAGCACAGAACAGCAGCAGCAUGCCAGAGACAGCAUUUCCUGCACAGCAGGAGCAGCAGUGACACAGAGCAGUGGCACAGAGCAGUGGCACAGAGCAGUGGCACAGAGCAGUGGCACAGAGCUGUGGCACCGAGCAGUGACACAGAGCAGUGGCACAGAGCAGUGGCACAGAGCAGUGGCACAGAGCAGUGGCACAGAGCACCAGCGUGGUGCAGAUCACCAGGACAGCACCAGAGCUGAAUUCCCCCAGCACAGGGGGAGCAGCAGGAGCAGCACUGGCACAGCACAGAGCAGCACAGAGCAGGAUGCCAGAGGCAGAUUAGAUUUCCCUGGCACAGCAGGAGCAGCACCAGCACAGAGCAGGAUACGAGUGCCAGUUUAGUUUUCCCUGGCACAGCAGGAAGGAGCAGCACCAGCACAGCACAGAGCACGAUGCCAGAGGCAGUUUAGAUUUCCCUGGCACAGCAGGA